Molecule: messenger RNA, 753 nt
Organism: Malania oleifera
Lineage: Eukaryota; Viridiplantae; Streptophyta; Magnoliopsida; Santalales; Ximeniaceae
Exons: 5
Coding region: 127-384 (85 amino acids)
Source: RefSeq, a predicted model, not a curated record
UUAAAAAAUGAGAAUAAUAGGAACCAAACGCCCACCAAAGCAGACUUAGAAGAAGAAGAAGGAAGAGAGAGAAGGCAAAACACUGUCGAGUUCGUCGGAGGCGGCCAAUCGUCGGGUUUUGAAACUAUGAACUGGAUUCAGCGCAAGAUCUAUCUUUACAACGUUACCUUUGGACUUUACAUGUUGGAUUGGUGGGAGCGAUAUCUUUUCAACACUUUGGUGAUUGUCUUGAUGUGGUUCAUGUUAUACAAUGGCUCACGAGUUGCAACUGAGUUUUGCAAAAGAAUCUACAAAAAUCAUUUUGAGAGCUUUGUUGAACUUAAAGUUUUUAAGCUGGCAUCUUUGAUGAAGCUCGAAGUAGCACGUUACUUGCACCCUGAAUAAAAGGGUCUACCAUUGAAGUUUGCCUGCAGCGUCUCACACUGAUUUGGAUUUAUUCUGACUUUCACAUGGUUGUAUUGUGAAUCGGAGUAAUGUUACUCAUCCUGUGUCUCAGCAGUGCAAUUCUCAUGGAUUUUAGAGAUGUAAUUAUUGUCUCUUGCGUCGGACCGAAUUGUUGUAUUGGAAAUGAUUGAUAUUUUUGAACUAGGCAGCACAGGUUGUAAUGCAGGUAUUUAAUUAUGUUCUGCUUCCCAGUUUUGGUAAAGAUACGCUGAAAAUUAGUUGUGAACAGAAAUGUUCCCCAUAAGGACAUUGGUCCUUAGAAACAAUGGUAAGUAAAUAUAAAUUUUGAUCCUUCAGGUUUCUUAAAAA